AUGGUCGCUCUGCUGCGCCCGGGAGGAAGCCCUCUGGCCGGGCCGCUUUCCCCGAGAGCGAGCAGCGCAGGGUCCGGGGCCAGGGCGUGGGCCUGCCUUCUCUUCGGCUCAGGAUUCAUUCAAAGCGGUGGCGGCGGACAAAUGGAGGCCGAAGCGGCGGUUCCCUACAAGUUCUUCUCCGACCCGUCCACCAUCAACGAGAAACGGAAGCAGCGCAGGAUCCGGACCACCUUCACCAGCUCACAGCUGAAGGAGCUGGAGAGAGUCUUUGCCGAGACGCACUACCCGGACAUCUACACCCGGGAAGAGCUGGCCCUCAAAAUCGACCUCACCGAGGCCCGAGUGCAGGUGUGGUUCCAGAACCGCCGGGCCAAGUUUCGGAAGCAGGAGCGCGCGUCCAACGCCAAGGGGCAGAGCAACGGCGGCAGCGGCGGCUCUGCGGCCAGCAAGAAGCCAGAUCCCCGGUCCUCCUCGGAGGAUGAUGAGUCCAAGGAAUCCAACUGCAGCCCAACGCCGGACAGCACGGCCUCUCUGCCCGCUGCCGGGGGCCUGAACAGUCCUGCCGACAGCUUGAGCCCCAGCCCCGGGACAGGGCAGCAAGGUGUGGGCGCCAGCCACGCCACCCCCACCCUCAAGUCUCCCCUGUGGGCAGGCGUGAGCACCAGCAACGGCGGCACCAACACGGCCGACCUCCUGAAGGCCUGGCAGCCCUCGGAGGCCAUGCCUGGACCUUUCUCCGGCGUCCUGUCCUCUUUCCACAGGAAGCCCACUCCGCUCAAAGCCAACCUCUUCUAACAGAAGCACAACCACACGCAAGUCCCCUCCCUUCCAUAGCUGCCAGAGGUCCUGUCCUGCUGCCCGUGAAGUCCCAGCUCUGUCUUAAAGAGCAGCAGCAGCAGCAGCAGCAGCAGCAGCCCUUGACUUCCUGGGCAAGAGCUCACAACUUGCUCCAGGCAGUUCUGAACAGUGGCCCCCCUCCCUCGUCGUGGUUGAGACCACUUGCCAUCUCCUUCAAGACUCCUGCCCCAGGAGGGGACCAGGUAUGGAUCACCCAGCCCUCCAAUCUGUGUGAAGGAGACCCGGGGCUUCAAGAUAUGCAUCCUGGGUGGUGGAUCUGUCCUUUCUUCUGCACGAAGGUCAA
Molecule: messenger RNA, 1141 nt
Organism: Python bivittatus (Burmese python)
Lineage: Eukaryota; Metazoa; Chordata; Lepidosauria; Squamata; Pythonidae
Source: RefSeq, a predicted model, not a curated record